Diospyros lotus (date-plum) is the source of this 2151-nucleotide messenger RNA. RefSeq names its product CBL-interacting serine/threonine-protein kinase 23-like. The record is from RefSeq and is a predicted model, not a curated record. Bases 609 to 1973 code for a protein of 454 amino acids. The transcript has 15 exons. Gene Ontology annotation, biological process: protein phosphorylation; signal transduction. Gene Ontology annotation, molecular function: protein kinase activity; ATP binding. Lineage: Eukaryota; Viridiplantae; Streptophyta; Magnoliopsida; Ericales; Ebenaceae.
UAUUUAAGACUGUUCGGAGAGGGAUUGGCUGAUUUCAAUUCGACUUUGCGCGAUUGGUUGGAUUCUGAGAGUCCUCUCUAUCUUGGUUGAAUCCUGUCCAAAUCGUUGCCUGAACCCAGAAAAAUUUCUCCCCCCUUCAGGCCAACCCAUCUCGAUUCACAGCCUAAUCUGUGUAGAAGCCAUUUCCGAUUACCAGUCUGUGCCCGUUUCAGUUUUCUCUGAGAAACCCUGAUUGAUGGAGGCUUUCUCAGUGCUGUCAUCAGCUAUCGGCAGCGUCUCCUCUGCUUCUCGGUUUCUCCGUAGCCUCCCUUCUUGUUGAAGAAGUCUUUCUACUUUAUUUCUUCCCGCUUCGCGAGUUUUCGACAUCUGUGCUAUUUUGGUUUGGUUUGAUUCUCUGUAAGAAAGGAAAGAUGAAUGUGGUGAAGUCUCGGGUUUGGCAGCCUUGCAAGAAGAAGAGAUCUUGAUUUCCAGAGAGAGAGUUGAAGAAAGGAAAGAGAAGGACACAAUGGAUGGUAUUUGCAUCUAGUUCCAAGACUCUCAUGGUGCAGAUCGGUGAGUUGAAGAAAUCAUCCUGAGAUAGGGAGAUAUAUAGACAGAGAAAGAGAGGGAUGGCUUCUCGUUCAUCCGCCAGCGGCGGCAAGACGGUGGGGAGGUAUGAGCUGGGAAGGACGCUGGGGCAGGGAACGUUUGCAAAGGUGAAGUUUGCUAAGAACACAGAGACCGGAGAGAAUGUGGCUAUAAAGAUUCUGGACAAAGAGAAAGUUCUCAAGCACAAGAUGGCUGGUCAGCUUAAACGUGAAAUUUCGACCAUGAAAUUAAUCAGACACCCAAAUGUCAUCCGUAUGUAUGAGGUUAUGGCUAGCAAGACAAAGAUAUACAUUGUGUUGGAAUUUGUGACCGGGGGGGAACUCUUCAGCAAAAUUGCUAGUAAGGUGAGACUUAAAGAAGAUGAAGCAAGGAAGUAUUUCCAGCAGCUUAUAAAUGCGGUGGAUUACUGCCACAGGAGAGGCAUUUUCCAUAGGGACUUGAAGCCUGAGAAUCUGCUAUUGGAUGCAAAUGGAGUUAUUAAAGUUUCAGAUUUUGGAUUAAGUGCUUUACCUCAACAAGUUCGCGAAGAUGGGUUACUACAUACAACCUGUGGUACGCCAAACUAUGUUGCUCCUGAGGUGAUCAAGAACAAAGGCUAUGAUGGAGCUAAGGCAGAUUUGUGGUCUUGUGGUGUAAUCCUUUUUGUCCUUUUGGCGGGUUACCUGCCUUUUGAAGACUCCAAUCUCAUGACAUUGUACAAAAAGGUUUUCAAGGCUGACUUCUCAUGUCCCCCAUGGUUUUCCUCGGGUGUGAAGAAACUAAUCAAAAGAAUCCUAGAUCCCAAUCCCUUGACACGCAUUACAAUUGCUGAGGUAAUUGAGAAUGAAUGGUUUAAGAAGGGAUAUCGGCCUCCCACAUUUGAAGAGGCAGAUGUUAGUCUUGAUGAUGUGGAUGCUAUUUUCAGCGAAUCAGGGGACUCACAAAAUUUUGUUGUGGAGAGGAAGGAAGAACGACCUGCAAUGCCUGUGGCUAUGAAUGCUUUCGAGCUCAUCUCAAAAUCACAGGGUCUCAACCUCAGAUCUCUUUUUGAAAAGCAAACGGGGCUUGUUAGACGGGAAACAAGGUUUGCAUCCAAAUGUCCUGCUAAUGAGAUCAUCUCAAAAAUUGAGGAAGCUGCUGCUCGAAUGGGUUUUGAUGUAAAGAAAAACAAUUACAAGCUGAAGCUUCAAGGAGAGAAAGCCGGGCUCAAGGGUCACUUAGCGGUUGCAACAGAGAUAUUCGAGAUGGCUCCUUCACUUUGCAUGGUUGAGCUACACAAGACUGGAGGAGACACCUUUGAAUUUCAUGUGUUCUACAAGAACCUGACAACCAGCUUGAAAGAUGUUGCCUGGAAAACAGGAGAUGAAGCACAAGCGGAAUCAAGUGCCGGUGAAGGCGAUCCGUAGCCUCCUCUAGAGAUCUAUUGUUGUGGGAAUUUGGUGAACAUUCAAUGACUAGAUAUGUUUUAACUUAUGCCAUGAGCUUGCUGUAAUUUGUCCUGUAAUUUGUCUUGUUGGUUUGUACGGUGAUUGAUGGGUGCAUCCCUCUAAUGUUAGAAAUUUGAUUUCUAUCCUCGUUGGGCUA